Messenger RNA from Acanthamoeba castellanii str. Neff, 651 nucleotides. RefSeq lists its product as uncharacterized. The coding region runs from base 1 to 651 and encodes 216 amino acids. Gene Ontology annotation, molecular function: protein-macromolecule adaptor activity; actin filament binding. Lineage: Eukaryota; Discosea; Longamoebia; Acanthamoebidae. The record is from RefSeq and is a predicted model, not a curated record. The transcript has 5 exons.
AUGGCCCAGACGCAGCAGAAGGCCAGCUUCAUGAACCGGCACGGCCUCUACCUGUCGUGCAAGCCCUCGGGCGAGCUGGAAGGCGUGCCAGAGGCCUCGAGCGGGGAGGGCACAGAGUUCGAGGUGAUGAUCGUCAACGACAAGGUCAGCAUCAAGUCCCACCUGGGCAAGUACCUCACCGUGCCUCGCUCCGCUGACAGUGAUGCGGUCGCGGCGCAGUCAGACAAGGCGUACUCGUGGACGCUCAACUUUCUCUCGGUCACCAGCGGGGUCUACGCCACGUUCCGAUCGCAGCGCGAGGGUCUGUUCAUGUCGGCCACCUCGGAUGGCGCGGUGGUGCUCGUGGCUCGGGACGAGCCCGGGCCGCAGGAAAAGUGGACCCUCCACGAAGACGAGCGCAAGCUCACCCUCCUCUCAUCAUGGGGCUACUACCUCAGCGUGGCUGGUGGGACUCUGAGCGCGCGGUCGCCGACGGUGACUGAGUCCGAGCGGUUCUGGCGGUUCGUGAAGGGCGAGAACAAGCUCGCCAUUCGGUCCAAGCUGAUCGACCGCAGCCUCACCGCCGUCACUGGGCAGCAACGCGUCGACGUCAGCGAGAAAAAGGACAGCGAGCCCACCAUGUGGAUCGUGCAGCUGACCUUCUACUCGUAG